AUGAGGGUCUCAAGCACGAUCAUUUCGGCCCUGCUGGGCGCGAAUAUCGCCGCGGCGAACCCGCUUCACCCCCGCGUCUUCCCAAAGAACGAGCCCGCCAUCGUCGCAAAAGCAAGCCUCGACGAGAGCGCGAACCAGGACCAGAAGAGCAAUAAUGAGCUAUUGCCCGGCGUCUACAUCGUCGAGUUCGCCGACGACAAUGACACCCCCACGAGCUUCUACGAAGGACUCAAGGCCGAUGGCCUCGAGGUCGAGUCUCGUAUGGACUUGAGCAACAGCCUCUUCAAAGGGGUUUCGUUCCAGGUCAAAAACCAGGCUGCUACACAGCACGAUGCUGCGCUCUUCCGGCGCCAGAUGGAGGCAUCGCCGCGCAUCCGGAACAUCUGGCCCGUCCGCACGAUCCAGCGCAGCGCGCCCGAGGACAAUGGCGGUCCGAUCAAGAACAACGUCAAACAUGCCCGCCACGCCAGGCGCCAGGACAAUAACACUACGGGAAACUCGACCAAGGACACCUUCUCCCCUCAUGUCAUGACCCAGGUCGACAAGCUGCGCGAGCAGGGCAUCACCGGCAAAGGCGUCCGCAUCGCCAUCAUCGACAGCGGCGUGGACUACACCCACCCGGCGCUCGGGGGUUGCUUCGGUCCCGGAUGUAUCGUCGAGGCCGGCUGGGACUUCACCGGCGACGAUUUCCUGCCUGGAGUCAGGCCGCUGCAGCCGGACGCGGAUCCAAUGGAUGAUUGUGCCGGCCACGGGACACACGUCGCCGGCACCAUCGUCGCGCAGCUGGAGGGCAACGAGUAUGGCUUCACUGGCGCCGCGCCGGGGGUCAAGUUGGCAGCGUACCGCGCUUGGGGAUGUGCCUCUGUGGGGACCAACGAGAUUCUGCUUGCCGCUUUCAUUCGGGCUUUCGACGAGGGGGCUGAUAUAAUUUCUUGCUCGGAUGGAGAUGUUGCCGGCUGGGCCUGGGAUGCGUGGGGGGUUCUCGCGGCCCGUAUCGUCGAUGCUGGCGUCCCCGUUGUGAUUUCCGAGGGCAACGAUGGCGGCAUAGGAAUGUUCUUUGCUUCAUCCCCCGCCACGGGACGCGGUGUAGCAGGUAGCGGCGCCGUGACGAACUCCAAGUUCCCGACCAUUCUCAAUGAGGGCACGUUUACCGUGGCCUCCAACUCAACGGGUGGCUCCGAGUCCACCUUUGCCUACCUGGCGGGCGUUCCUGAGCUGGUCGGCGAUCUCUCGCUCCAACUCUGGACACCUGGUGAAAACAACGCCUGCAGCGACCUGCCUGAUAGUACCCCCGAUCUAAGCAACAAAAUCAUUCUCUUGGAGUUCCCCAACUCUCGAGCAACUGGCUGCUACCCCAUCGACCAGGGUGACCGCUUGGUUACCAAAGGCGGCCGCUACAUUCUGUACAACACCAACAAUAACACCUUACGAGGACGAAGCACGAUGCGCGACCAGCAAUACGUCUACUCCCAGGGGAUUCAAGGUGUUGCUUCGAUACCCCCUUACCAGGCUCAACAGUGGCUCUCCCUUCUCGAGCAGGGACGCAACGUCAUUGUCUCUAUUCCCAACGCCAACAACACCAAGACCCGCCUGGAAGAGCUCGAGAACAAUUCUGGCGGCUCUUACAUGGGAACCUUCUCCAGCUGGGGCCCAACAUGGGAGUUGGAGGCCAGCCCUCAGUUUGUUGCACCCGGUGCCAACAUCCUCUCUACCUUCCCCGUCGCCUUGGGCGGUUACCGCGUCAUGACCGGAACAAGCAUGUCAUGCCCUCUCAACGCCGCUAUCUACGCGCUCCUCGCGGAAGCCCACGGUACCAAAGACCCGAAGCGACUAAGGUCCAUUGUCGCCUCGACCUCGAAGCCACUAGACUGGUAUGACGGAACCGUCGUGCACCCCGAUAUUCUGGCCCCCGUGCCCCAGCAGGGAGCCGGUAUAAUCCAUGCCUUCGACGCAGCCCGUAGCACGGCAGUGUUGAGCGUCGACAGCAUCUCGUUCAAUGACACCGACCACUUCGUCGGCAACAAGACCGUCUCUAUUCAUAACACGGGUUCGGCAGAUCUUGUCUUUGAAGUCAGCCACCGCAAAGCUGUCUCCAUGUACACCUUCAUGGCGAAUCAGGACCGGUUGAGAGCUGCUUCGUUUCCCAACCCUAUAAUUAAGGAGUGGGCAGAGCUCCAAUUCAGCUCUGACAAGAUCACCGUUCCCGCCGGCGGCUCCGCUGAGUUGACCGUCACCUGCAUCCCCCCGUCCAACGUCAACGCAACCCUCCUUCCUGUCUACAGCGGCUUCAUCACCUUUACUAGCACCACUGAGGCUCCUUCUCUGAGCUUGCCCUAUCUCGGCGUCGCAGGAAGCAUGUACGACACUCGGGUUCUCACUUCCUCGCAAGCCUUCCUCGCCAACUACAACAGCGAGGCUCCCGCGAAUCACACAUACACCAUUCCACGUCCCGAUCCAGCUAACCCUCCUCGUACUGACCGUGGAGACACCGGAUCAACCCCGAAUGUGUUCAUCUCGCCCACCGUCGGCACUGCCGCUAUUCAAGUUGACGUCUUCCGUGUCAGCGGCGGCAGGGAAGAGAACCUAGGAAGCUUAGCCGGCUGGCCUUUAUCGUUCGUAUCUCGCUCAGAGCAGAGGGCAUACUUUAACGGUCUUCUGGCCGACGGCACUGUUCUGGAGCCUGCCGUCUACUCCAUGGAGGUUAGAGCGCUAAGGAUUUUUGGCGACAGGGAGAAGAAGGAGGACUGGGACGUGAUCAAGACGGUGCCGUUUAUCUUGAAGUACUCGGCAGCGGGAAACGGCACCACGAGCAGAUAG
Colletotrichum higginsianum IMI 349063 is the source of this 2817-nucleotide messenger RNA. Its product is annotated as Subtilisin Carlsberg. Bases 1 to 2817 code for a protein of 938 amino acids. NCBI's taxonomy places the organism in Eukaryota, Fungi, Ascomycota, Sordariomycetes, Glomerellales, Glomerellaceae. The transcript is spliced from 5 exons. Gene Ontology annotation, cellular component: cytosol; cell wall; membrane. The record is from RefSeq and is a predicted model, not a curated record. Gene Ontology annotation, molecular function: tripeptidyl-peptidase activity; serine-type endopeptidase activity. Gene Ontology annotation, biological process: proteolysis.